GCGCCGCGUCCAUGGUGAGCGUGCACGUGCAGCACCCGCCCGAGGCGUCCGUCACCAUCCACCAAGUGGAGCGGGUGCGCGAGGGGGAGGCGGCCCCCAGCGCCCCCCCGGGCCCCCGCGCCGCCCUCUACAGCGUGCUGGCGCAGAGCAGCCCCCGCGUGCCCGGCUACGGCGAGGGCGCCGGCUACGGAUACUGCUUCCGGCAGCUCCGCAACGGGGAGUGCAGCUCGCCGCUGCCGGGGCUGCGCACCCAGGAGAUCUGCUGCCGCGGGGCCGGCGUCGCCUGGGGCGUCCACGAGUGCCAGCCCUGCGAGGGGGACACGGCCCACCUGCCGGCGCCGCAGGACUCCCCCUGUCCCAAGGGCUUCCAGCGCUCCAACGGCUCCUGCGUGGAUGUGGACGAGUGCCAGGCCGGGGGGCUGUGCCAGAACGGGCUGUGCAGCAACACGCGCGGCAGCUUCGCCUGCCUGUGCCACGCGGGCUACAUCCUCGACUCGUCCCGCAGCAGCUGCAUCUCCCCCGGGCGCAGACCCCCGCCGGGCCGCCCGCCGCCCGCCACGUUCCCCCCGCCCGUGCCGGAGGUGUUCGUGGUGCCUCGGCCCACGCCGGGCCCCCCGCCGCCCGUCCCCACGCCGGCCCCCCGCGAGGGGACGGGCCCGGCGGCCGGCGGCAGCGUGUGCGAGCGCAACCCGCAGGUGUGCGGCCCCGGGCGCUGCGUCCCGCGCCAGGGCGGCUACACCUGCCUCUGCCACCCCGGCUUCUGGCUCAGCACCCAGGGCACCCACUGCAUCGACGUGGACGAGUGCCGCCGCAGCCCGCGGCCCUGCGCCAACGGCCGCUGCGAGAACUCGGUGGGCAGCUACCGCUGCGUCUGCAACGCCGGCUACCGCGCCGCCGGCACCGAGUGCCAGGACAUCGACGAGUGCGCCGAGCAGCCGUGCGCGCCGGGGCACUGCGAGAACACGGCCGGCUCCUACCGCUGCGUGUGCCCGGGCGGCUACCGGCCCGGCCCCGACGGUGCCCAGUGCGUCGACGUGGACGAGUGCGAGCGCGGCGACGUGUGCGCGGGCGGCCGCUGCGCCAACACCGAGGGCUCCUUCGAGUGCCGCUGCCCGGCCGGCUUCCGCACGGGCGCCGAGCAGGCCCGGUGCCAGGACGUGGACGAGUGCCAGGAGUACGGCGCGGCGCUGUGCGGCGCCCAGCGCUGCGAGAACAUCCCCGGCUCCUACCGCUGCGUCGCCCGCUGCCCGCCCGGCUACCGGCCCGGUGCCAGCGGGGAGUGCGCCGACGUGGACGAGUGCCAGGA
This is a messenger RNA of Nothoprocta perdicaria, 1306 nucleotides long. Its product is annotated as latent-transforming growth factor beta-binding protein 4-like. Gene Ontology annotation, molecular function: calcium ion binding. The annotation marks the transcript as partial. The record is from RefSeq and is a predicted model, not a curated record. The transcript has 11 exons. Lineage: Eukaryota; Metazoa; Chordata; Aves; Tinamiformes; Tinamidae.